Oryza brachyantha (malo sina) is the source of this 802-nucleotide messenger RNA. RefSeq names its product BTB/POZ and MATH domain-containing protein 1-like. Gene Ontology annotation, biological process: protein ubiquitination. Gene Ontology annotation, molecular function: protein binding. The record is from RefSeq and is a predicted model, not a curated record. The coding region runs from base 23 to 493 and encodes 156 amino acids. Lineage: Eukaryota; Viridiplantae; Streptophyta; Magnoliopsida; Poales; Poaceae. The transcript has a single exon.
ACAGACGACGUGCAGGCGACGCAUGCCAAUGGCGGGAUCGACGACGACCGGCGCCGUGCAAACCAUGAGCGUCACCGCCGCGGCGACAGGAGUCUACGACUUUCGCUUCGACGGCUACUGCCUCACCGAGGAGUUCGCCGGCGCCACCGACUUCUACCAGUCCGAGGCCUUCUCCGUCGGCGGCCACUGCUGGGCCAUCCGCUACUACCCCAACCGCCAGUUCUCCUGGGUGUCCCUCUACCUCGUGCUCCUGAGCGAGCCGGCGGAUGAUGCUUCCGUGCUCGUUCACGUGCACGCCACGCUGGUUGACAUGUCCGGCCACCCUACAUCGCCCAGGCAUCAGGACAGCACGUCGCAGGCCUUCGACUCCGGCGCCGGGGAAGAGGCUGAGCUGCCGAUGGAAUUCUGGAAGAAAGCUGUGGCCAACGAUAAUGACUUCUUCGUCGUGCGGUGCACCGUGUCUGUUCUCAAGGAGCCAGUGUCCUUCGAGUAGGCUAGCACCAACCCUGCAGCGGUGGCCGGCCGACUGUUAGUAUCCAGUUGUUUCCUCUUAUCAUAUUGUCGUCGUAACAAAUUGAUGUGUUUGGAUGGAUCAGCUCCAGAUUUUUAAGAUAAACCAAUAGACAGACAUUGCACAACGAGACGGUUGAUGUCCAUGUUGAUGUUGCUGUUAAUUUUACUGGCUAGAAAGUGCUGCCUGCAAUAACAGAAGCAUUUGCGUUGUGACCGUUAACGCUAAGUCUGUGUACGUUAUUGCCAACAUUAUUUAUCAAAAUUUAGAAAAAAAUAUUGCAAGUUAGUU